Molecule: messenger RNA, 552 nt
Organism: Malassezia globosa CBS 7966
Lineage: Eukaryota; Fungi; Basidiomycota; Malasseziomycetes; Malasseziales; Malasseziaceae
Exons: 1
Coding region: 1-552 (183 amino acids)
Source: RefSeq, a predicted model, not a curated record
AUGGGGUGGUGGACUACGAAGUCAUCGCCUCAGGUGGCUGAACCCUCCGGUGCAGGAAACAUUGCAGGGAAUGAUGACCAGUUCCAAAGGUCUCUUGAUGUACCUGACGAGGAGCCAGAUCCUACGCAGAAUCGCAUCAUUGUACCAUUCAGCACGCUUCUUGUUGUUUCCGCGAUGAGUCUUGGCUUUGCGUCUGGUAUGAUGAAUGGUGCGCGACACACAGCCCUUGUAUAUUUGGCUGAAAAUGCACACAAGCGUCCUACGACGGUACAAGGUUGGUACUUUUACAACAAAACCAAGUAUUACCGCAUGAUUCUGGGUGGAUUUCGCCAUGGAGGAAGCACGAGUCUUCGCUUAGCCGGCUGGGUUGCUGGCUGGUCCUUGCUGGACGUUCUUGCUGAGGAUGCACGUUCUUAUUUGGCAGCGCGCAGCGAUGGAUCGUUCGCGAAUUCGUUCGAGUCACGGGUCCUGCAAAAACUGGGUCAUUGGUCAGAUGGGGCAUUGGCCGGCUUUUUAACAGGCCUAGUCGGAGCUAUUUCAUGUACGUCGUGA